AUGGCACUGCCAGACUGCUGUGAGCAGCGAGGGGAAGAUGGCGAGACUGGGCCAGGCCAUGAGUCCACCAUUGGGCUUGGGAUGGGGAGAUUGGCUGAGCCUGCGGGCACCGUGCAGGCAUGGGAUAAUGGGCAGGGGUUAUACCCACACCAGGUGUUGGCGCACAUCAAUGGGGCCACAACAAGCCAAGAUGGAGUGUCCCUGGUCUACCCCAGGCCCUCCCGGAAUGUGUCCCUGCGGCUGCAGGGCCUCCGGGAGAAAGAUUCCGGGUCCUACCGCUGCUCUGUGAACGUGCAAGACAAGCAAGGCACAAGCAGGGGCCACGACAGCAAAACUUUAAAACUUGACGUGUGGGUUCCUCCAGCUCCUCCAUCCUGCCAUCUUCUGGGUGCGCCCCGUGUGGGGACCAAUGUGACCCUGAGCUGCAAGUCCCCAAGGAGUAAGCCCGCUGCCCUGUACCAGUGGGAGCGGUUACAACCAUCUGUUGAGGUUUUCUUUGCACCAGUUUUAGAUGAGGUGUCCGGUCAGCUCAUUCUCACCAAUCUCUCCCGGGCCUCCUCGGGCACCUACCGCUGUGUGGCCACCAACCAGAUGGGCAGCGCCUCCUGCGAGCUGACCUUGUCUGUCACUGACCCUUCCAAAGGCCGAAUGGCCGGGGCGGUGAUCGGAGUGCUCCUGGGCGUGCUGAUCCUGUCCGUCGCCGUAUUCUGCCUCAUGAGAUUCCAGAAAGAGCGGAGGAAGAGGCCGAAGGAGACUUACGGGGGUAGUGACCUUCGAGAGGACGCCACCGCUCCUGGGAUUUCGGAGCAAACCUCUGGGAUGACCGAUCCUAGCGAUGGGCUCCUGGAGAAGCCCCCCUCUGCCGCCUCUGUGAAGACCACCAAGUCCAAGCUCCCUGUGGUCGUCUGACUUCCCCGCCCAUCACCGAGGGGGAACACCCACAAUUAAAGCCUCCGGGUACCA
Molecule: messenger RNA, 963 nt
Organism: Myotis lucifugus (little brown bat)
Lineage: Eukaryota; Metazoa; Chordata; Mammalia; Chiroptera; Vespertilionidae
Gene: VSIG2
Product: V-set and immunoglobulin domain containing 2
Exons: 6
Coding region: 1-909 (302 amino acids)
Source: RefSeq, a predicted model, not a curated record